AUGGACAAAACGACAAAACAAGAAAAGGAAGAAAAGUGCAUGGCGUUCGAGAUGGCGCUGGCGUGGGGCGUGGCGUGGGCGGGCGGCGCGGCGUCGGCGGAGGGCGGCGCGCGGGCGGCGGCGGCGGCCAGGGCGCUGCUGGUGGCGGCCAAGGGCUGCGCGCGCCUCGAGCGCCGCGCGCAGCUGCUGCUCGACCAGCUGCGCACCUGCCCGCUAGCCUUCUCCGCCGGCGGCCUCUUCCCGCUCGACCUGCGCUUCUUCGCCGGCCUGCUCGCCACCGUCGUCGGCUACUUCACCGUCGUGCUCCAGUUCCGCCCCGCCGCCCCCGCAGCAAGCCCCGCGCCCUGCAACGCGUCGCUCGGAGAGUAGCUCAGGGCAUCAGCUCCUCGGGGGGUCGUAGGGUUGGGGUGGUGACGCCAAAAACAUUUUAGACAUUUGUUUGAUGGCUAGGUAGAAUUCAGUUGCUGUGUGUAGCGUCGCUCGGAGGUGAAGUGGCUCUGGGCAUCGGUUCCUCUGACCGAGUGGUCCUAGGGUUGGGAUAGCGACGGUAACAGUUUCUACAUUUGUUUGAUAGCUAAGUUUCUGUGUAACGGAGCAUUGCAGCGGCCAGCUGCUCUGAUAGUUGCUUUUCCUCGGUGUUUUCCAAUCCCACCAGUCUAAUACCGGAGCAGUACCCGCACAAACGGGUCACGAACCGCGCGCGUUCUUUCUUUCCUCUUUCUUCUCCUAUACUCCCACCUUACACACACUUACACUUAUAUUCUCUACAUUACCACACAUGUCGGGAGACCAGUUAGGAAUUUCUCGGCUGGGGCGGUGCCCAGCUGGUCAGAGAUUCCUGUUUGGGAAAAAUCCCAGCAAGACGACAGACGGCAUGGAUCUCGUCAGUCAACGAGCAAAGACGAUCACCACCUCCCACGAUAAAAAAUGCACUUCACUUACAGCACUAAUGACCUUAGCACAUGACGCGCCAUAACUAACCAAUCAAUGGAUAGACCGAAAUAUCCCACUCGUUAACUGAAGUAUGUUCCACUCGCGGUGUUUGACAGACGCGUACCCAUGCUAUUCCGCUGGGGAAACGUUGUGCAUAAUGAGACACACUGAACACUAAGAACAUAGAUUGAAAGUGGAAAAAGAUGUGUGUGUAUUUGUUGUGAUAACACUGCUAAUUUGUAUUUUUCUUAUGACAAAUGUAAUCACGUCGUGCUAUGAAUUUAUUAGAGGAAAAAUUCAUGUUUUAAGAAUUGGAAAGUUCAAAGUGGUUUAUAUCUCAAAGUUGUCAAAUUACGUUGCGAUUUGGACUAUGUAUAAUAAGUGCACUGUUUUUUUAAUCAAUUAUCUUUAAAUUAAUCUACGUGUUAGUUGUUGUCAAAUAACAAUGUUUAGAAAGCUGGUUGACUGGUGAUACUCGCAGAACAAGGAUAAAAGACAAAUAAGAAACAUUCAGGGAUUAUAAGUUUUCCAAAUCAGUCUGUAAAUUUUCACAUUCACUAAAACUGCUUUUCUUUUCUUGGAAAUAUAGAACCCUAUUUUUAUUUUAUUAUUUUACUAUUUUUUCAGGAUUUCAAAUUGUAUAUUAUUUUUUAUCAUUAUAAUUUUAAAUGUAAAAUCUAUGUGCAUUUUUCGUGUCUUUGCUGUUGAAGUAAACAAAGUUUAGUGAGAGUAUAAGUAGU
Messenger RNA from Gryllus bimaculatus (two-spotted cricket), 1673 nucleotides. The record is from the annotation of a GenBank genome assembly. Lineage: Eukaryota; Metazoa; Arthropoda; Insecta; Orthoptera; Gryllidae.